This is a messenger RNA of Canariomyces notabilis, 1020 nucleotides long. RefSeq lists its product as uncharacterized. The record is from RefSeq and is a predicted model, not a curated record. NCBI's taxonomy places the organism in Eukaryota, Fungi, Ascomycota, Sordariomycetes, Sordariales, Chaetomiaceae. The transcript has a single exon. Bases 398 to 556 code for a protein of 52 amino acids.
ACCGUCAAAGGGGAUUUUUGUGCUCUCGAUCGGGAGAAGGAGCAGCGUGUGGGCUUGGGGUAGUGGAAAGGGCAGGAGAGGAGGAGAAAUUGGGUGAAGGCGAUUUGGGGAGGCUUUGAGGUCCCAAGCUGGCCACAGCGGACAGUUGUUCCCCCCCUGCGAAGACGUCGCUGACUGGGCUUGCCCUGGCCACGACUUUGAACUUGAUUGAACUCUCCACAGUGCGCCCUUUGCUCGACCAGCAUCAAAUUGUACAGUGCGGAAACGCCGCCGGACGGCAACAACGUCCAGGGCUCAGGCGAAUUUGACAAGCGAGGCAUCGCGCUGUGGACCUAGGGAGCCCUUUGCCCAGUGCCCACAGUCAGCCAGAUGAUGCCCAAUCCGGCUGGCAGGGCAAAUGAAGCUGCUGCUGGGCUGUUGUCGAUUUCAGCCCCCUCACUUGCCUCUGGCCAACGCGGUCCCAUCGGUCCUGGCCAGACCAGCCGUGCCAGCGCACCAGUUUGCAGCUGCCUUGGGAGUACCUAGGUCCAAUACAUUUGUAUGCUUGAUCAUUUAACAAGUAAGCAGGAUAAGGACACACGUAUCCUGAUGAUCAGGUAAAGGCACCGUCACGAGGCUCAUGCUACUCCGAGGGCCUCGUAACAUUCAGGUUCUUGGCAGGCCUCUGGUUUUGGGCAGUCACGCAACGGAACUCGCCAUGCGCUUCCGACAGCUCAAACAACCUGCUUCGAGUUCCCGAUCAGCAACCCGCGCCAGUUUUGAUCGGAUAGCCCAACUGUAAACCUUGUGCGUCCUCGUCCCGUCUGUCUGCUGGGCUUCGCAGCCUGCCAAAACAGAGAUGCCGGAAUGCGCGCUAGGCCUGGACGUUCUGGCCCAGAGAAGGUUCGACGGGACAUCCAUGAGGUUGCUUAGCUGAUCUGAGGACCCGACAGUGCGGGUCAAACAUUUGUCAUAACUUAGGAAAUGCUUUUUGAUCGAAUGCCGCCUAUCAAAAGCGCCUGGAGACGUUCGCUGGUAGUG